Messenger RNA from Hyaena hyaena (striped hyena), 1956 nucleotides. It is a transcript of the gene OLFML1, whose product is annotated as olfactomedin like 1. The transcript has 3 exons. Bases 294 to 1496 code for a protein of 400 amino acids. The record is from RefSeq and is a predicted model, not a curated record. Gene Ontology annotation, biological process: signal transduction. Lineage: Eukaryota; Metazoa; Chordata; Mammalia; Carnivora; Hyaenidae.
AGGAUCAGUGUGUGUAAAGGGUGAUAGUAACAGAUGGACCCAAGGAGCUCUCUACCCCAAGUCGACCUGCAAGGCCUCCAGGGACCCACUUGCCAACAGCUGGACUUGAUCACUGGCUUGCAAAGUGAGAUCACGCAUCUGGUGGAAUAACAAGCAGGCUUUGCUCUCUGGCUGUUUGUAGAGGAUUUUCACAGCAGUGGCUAGAAAGUAGAAGGCCACUAUCUGGACCCUUGAGUUUUCUUAGAAAGGCACAGCACAGGGGAUUCCACCCCUGGGUGGUUUGCAGGACAGUGAUGGCCCUUCGGCAAGCAUCUGCUCUCCUGGUUCUAUUCCUUGCGUCUCUUCGGCUCCCGCCACAGUGUGCCCAGGACCCGGCCAUGGUGCACUACAUCCACCAGCGCUUUCAAGUCUUGGAGCAAGGACUGGAGAAAUGCACCCAGGCAACGAGGGCAUACAUUCAAGACUUCCAAGAGUUUUCAAAAAACAUAUCUGUUAUGCUGGGAAGAUGUCAGACCUCCACCAGUGAGUAUAAGAGUGCGGUGGCAAACCUGGCCCUGAGAGUCGAACGCGCCCAACGCGAGAUAGACUACCUGGAGUACCUGCGGGAAGCUGAUGUGUGCGUGGAAUCCGAGGACAAGGCCCUGGCAGAAAAGCUCAUCCAAGAGGCUGAAGAAGAGAAAAAGAUCCAGACUUUGCUGAAUGCAAGCUGUGACAACAUGUUGAUGGGCAUAAAGUCUCUGAAAAUAGUGAAGAAGACUACGGAUACACACGGCUCUUGGAUGAAAGAUGCUGCCAGCAAUUCCCAGAAGGUUUAUUUCCUACUUGGAUCCAGAAACAAAACUCUGUGGGAAUUUGCAAACAUGCGGGCAUUCACAGAGGAUAGCACCAAGCCAGCCCCGCGGAAGCUCAUCCUAACGCAUUCCUGGCAGGGAACAGGCCACGUGAUCCACAAAGGUUUUCUGUUUUUUCACAACCAAGGGACUCUCAAUGAGAUAAUAAAGUAUAAUCUUCAGAAGAGGACUGUGGAAGAUCGAAUGCUCCUCCCGGGAGGGGCAGGCAGAGCGCUGGUCUAUCAGCACUCCCCGUCCACAUACAUUGACCUGGCUGUGGAUGAGCAUGGGCUCUGGGCCAUCCACUCAGGGCCAGGUAUCUACGGCCAUUUGGUUCUCACAAAAAUUGAACCUGGUACGCUGGCAGUGGAACACUCAUGGGACACCCCCUGCAGAAGCCAGGAUGCCGAAGCCGCAUUCCUUUUGUGUGGGGUUCUCUAUGUGGUCUAUAGUUCUGGUGGCCAUGGCCCUCAUCGUGUCACCUGUGUCUUUGACCCGCUGGGCACUAUUGGUGAGGAGGAUCUGCCCAAACUGUUCUUCCCCAGGCGACCAAGAAGUCAUUCCAUGAUCCAUUAUAACCCCAGAGAUAAGCAGCUCUAUGCCUGGAAUGAUGGAAACCAGAUCAUUUACAAAGUCCAGACAAAGAGAAAGCAACCUCGGGAGUAAUACAUUACAGCAAGGAGGGAAAGCACUGUGGCUGCGGACGCUGCUCUCCAGAACAUUGAGGCCAUAGCCCCUUUACAAUAUCGUAUCCCUCUGAUCAAAACAGGCAUAGGGCGUAGAAGCGGGCUUGCAUAUGCAUCCUUCCCUGGAUGUUGUGGCCUGAGGUAUCUUCCAAGACCUUAGAUGAGAGUCUGUCAUUCAGACAUUUUCCACUUCCAUCACCCGUCCAAACCUGCUGGCUCUAAGGUCUUCCAAGGCCUUCUCAAGGCCUUCCACAUUCUGAUCUAGUGUAUGUCCAUCCUUUUCUUUACUCCCCUCAGCCAGGAAUUAGAAAUGAAGGCCACCUUCUAGUACUCCUGGCCUCCCUCCUGGCCUUUCCUGAAGCUCUUUCCUCUUUCAUAAAUGCCUGUCGAUAUUCUUCCAUUUGUCACUGGACCAUAAAAUACAAUCAAUCUCUUCCUGA